AUGUCGGAUUCUCGGUCAGCACAACUGAUCCAGUUGCAUCGAGAUUUAUUGUUCGCUUCGAUUUCGGUUGCGGGUAAUAUGGAAAUUAAGAAGUCAUUGCUAAAUAUUGUUAUGAAAACUGAUGGAGUCAGGCAGAUCUUUAUCACAGAUAAGGAUGGAGUGUUGGUAGUGUAUUCUACGCGUUUGCAAGGUGAUAACUCUUCGUUUCGUGCACAUUUGAUAAAUUGUUAUCAAUUGGCCUUGGAGCAUACUGCGAAAUUAAAUAUCGGUGAACAACGAACUGCCAUAUUUUGCUUUGAGAAUUAUCAAAUGGUCAUCCUAAAUUUUAAUGGUUUAAUGGCUUUUAUUAUUGCUGACACGGAUUGCCCUGCUGGUAAACUACGAGAUUUGAGGACACCUUUAAAUCCAAUUAUGGAAGAAAUAUCAGGGGCUUUCAGUGCAUCUCACGUUUGA
This is a messenger RNA of Dracunculus medinensis (Guinea worm), 453 nucleotides long. NCBI's taxonomy places the organism in Eukaryota, Metazoa, Nematoda, Chromadorea, Rhabditida, Dracunculidae. The record is from the annotation of a GenBank genome assembly.